Frankliniella occidentalis (western flower thrips) is the source of this 2223-nucleotide messenger RNA. RefSeq lists its product as uncharacterized. Bases 1 to 2223 code for a protein of 740 amino acids. NCBI's taxonomy places the organism in Eukaryota, Metazoa, Arthropoda, Insecta, Thysanoptera, Thripidae. The record is from RefSeq and is a predicted model, not a curated record. The transcript has 3 exons.
AUGGUUUUACCCACAUUAAAAAUGAUAAUGGAUAUUUCGUCGUCUUCUUCAAAUGGACUUUUGACUGACCAGGAAGAAAGUGACUUUGAAUAUGAAUUUCAUUUGUCUGAUGAUGAAGUUGAAGCUCCAGAUGACCUAUCAUCAGAUGAUGAUUCUGAAGGGGAGGGACCAAACCCUUUCGACGUUCCAUAUGAUGAAAAAUACGAUGUUGAUGAUCCUGGUGUUAAUGAACAACCUAGAGAAGGAAGAAAUAUUCCAGCCAUAAAUAGACCUGCUGCAGACUUCCACCGACCAAACGGCAGGUGGAAGAUUAACAAUCUUCCAGUAAAGUUUUUGAAAAGACCUUUGCAGAGCCGCCUUCCUGGCAAUAGGCUUACUUAUAGAGUGGGUGCGAUCUAUGGUGGAGAAGAUCUCACACAAGUCCAAGAGGUCGACUUUGAAUCAUGUGAUCAACUUUGCCCCCAUUGUCGGGGCAAGUAUUGGAAGGCAGAGUUGACACGUGAAAGGACCGAUCCGGGCCUAAAAUGUUGUACUUAUGGCAAAUUUAAGCUACCUGAGAGUGGAGUUCUUAGAAGACCUGAAGAGGAAAUUUACCAACUGUUGACGGGGACCACCGAAGAGGCAAAGAAGUUUCAAAAAUUAAUUCUAAAAUACAAUAAGCUCUUUGCAACGUGUUUCGUAGCUGGCGAGUUUCUAAACCUUGGUGCCCGACAGUAUGGCUUAUGGUCCCUCAAAGUGAAUGGUGAGGUGAAAUGGCACAACCAUGCCUAUAGGGACCCUGGUGAUGAAACUCGGCCACCAAACCACGGACAAGUUUACUUCCUGGACUACUCAAAUGAUAAUUCCGACGAAAUACUUGACCAACGCCGACAGGGCCUUUCUUACUUAGAGGGUGUGAGUAACGAAGUGCUGGCUGUUCUCGAAAGGUAUUUAAGGGCGCGCAAUCCUUUUAUAAAAGCGUUUAAAACGACGCGAGAAAUUCAACAACUAGAAGAAGACAAGGCCCGAGAUGAAGGCAGAGAAAUGGAUGAUGUUGUUUUGGUAAUUAAUCCAAAAGACCCUGGGACAAGGGUGACCAGAGUUGGAGACGAUUAUGUUGACCGUUUGUUAAGAGGCAACCAGUACUCUAUAACACCAGUCCCAGAUGGGAUUGGCGCUGUUUUCACAGGCAGGUUGCCACCAAUGUCUUAUGACUCUAUGUACUUCCCCAGGGAAAGAAGGGAACACGAGCAUGGGCCAGGUGCUAUGGUCCGCAGCAAAAGAACCAUGGACAUGCAAAUGUUUCCUUUGAUUCAUCUCCAUGGGGAAACAUCUCAUUUGGAAUUCAGAGAAGAAGAACGGCUCAAAAAACUUUACGCUCUUUAUAUUCUAAAUGCUGGGCUAAAGGUCCUUUAUGAUUGGCUCUCAUUCAGAGCCACUCACCAACAAGAGUUAAAAGCUGACAGCUACAAAUCUUUACAGAAAUUUAUCCAGGAGGAAGGAAUGCGUCAAAAUAAGCGGAUUGGCAGAAUAGACAUCUUGCCUCCAGGCAUUUAUGGUUCAGCAAGACAUAUGAAAGAUCUAUUUUAUGACGCUUUGGCCGUAUCACAGAAGCUUGGACACCCUUCUUGGAUGAUCACACUUACUUGCAAUAGGAAAUGGAAGGAGAUUGUUGACGAAUGUAAUAGAACGAAUACGGAUCCAAAUUUUAGAUAUGAUGUCAAAAACAGAGCGUUUGAAAUGAGGGCCACUCAGCUUUAUUCCGACUUAGUGCGGGAGCAAAUUUUUGGCAAAGUGGUUGGCGAGAUGAUAGUUCGUGAGUUUCAGGGAAGGGGCCUUACUCAUACUCAUGGACUUUACAUUAUGCGUCCAGAGGAUACCCCAACUUGCGCUGAAGAUAUCGACAAAAUAAUAUCUGCCUCCUUUCCAGAUGAAGAUCAAAAUCCAGAACUAUUUGAAUUGGUAAAAAGAUUUAUGGUGCAUGGCCCAUGUGAUUCCACAUCACCUUGCCAUAAAAAAAAUGGCAAGUGUAAGCAUGGCUUUCCCUUUGACUUUAGAGAUGCAACCGACAUCACAGGGAAAAGGCCUUUGUAUCGUCGCCCUAAUGAUGGACGUGGAUUUUUUAAAAGAAUAAAUGGUGUUGACGUCUUUGUUGACAACCGCUGGGUGAUUGAUCACAAUGUAGUGUUGUUGAUACGAUACAAGGGACACCUUAAUGUUAGGUACAGCUCAAUGGUUAACUAA